CGCCGCUGCUGCUGCUGCUGCUGCGGGACUGAAGCUGUAUCUGCUCGCUUGUUCUCAACCAGUCAGCAGCAGCAGUGGUCGGACCGGAGUAUGAUCGCUGUCCGGAGAGCAUAGAUGUGCAAAACCCCUGGAAUAUCCGUGCGCUGGAGAGGCCAGAACCGACCACCGUGGAGGACUGUCUUUAUCUAGUCGUCAAAAGGGAAAGAGCCACGGGGAAAGCAUGGCGGUAGAAGAGGAAGGUCUCCGGGUUUUCCAGAGCGUUAAAAUAAAAAUAGGAGAAGCAAAAAACAUCCCUCCGUACCCAGGGCCAAACAGGAUGAGGGACUGUUACUGCACUGUCAACCUGGACCAAGAAGAAGUCUUCAGGACCAAGAUCAUCGAGAAGUCACUUUGUCCGUUCUAUGGGGAGGACUUCUAUUGCGAGAUCCCACGUAGCUUCAGACAUCUCUCCUUCUACAUCUUCGACAGGGACGUCUUCAGGAGGGACUCCAGUAUCGGGAAAAGUGCACCUGGAGCUGCGUCUGAGUGAAGUCAUCACAGACAGUGGAGUCAUCAACCAUAAACUAGCCACAAGAGUGUUGGAGUGCCAAGGACUUCCAAUUGUCAACGGCCAAUGUGAUCCCUACGCUGCUGUCUCCCUACUAGGACCUUCAAGGUCGGAAGCCAAGAAGACCAAGGUGAAGCGGAAAACAAACAAUCCACAGUUUGAGGAGGUUUUCUAUUUUGAGGUGACGCGGCCAUUAAGUUACACAAAGCGGCAGUUUGACGUUGAAGAAGAGGAUGUUGACAAGCUGGCCCUGAGGGUGGAUCUGUGGAACGCCAGCAACCUGAAGUUCGGGGACGAGUUCCUGGGAGGUGUGCGUGUUCCUCUCCGGGUCCUGGGUCAAGCUGGGGUCCACGACGCAUGGUACUUUCUCCAGCCCAGGGAGAACGGAGGAAAGUCGGUGAAGGUAGAAGAGCUUGGCUCUCUGCGUUUGAACAUCGUUUACACUGAGGACCACGUCUUCCCCUCUGAACACUACACUCCCCUCAGAGAUCUGCUGCUGCACUCUGCUAACGUAGGGCCUGUGUCAGCGUCCACGGCUCAUAUUCUGGGGGAGGUGUGUCGAGAGAAACAAGAAGCUGCCAUUCCCCUCGUGCGCCUGUUUCUUCACUAUGGCAAGAUUGUGCCUUUCAUCAGCGCCAUCGCUCACGCUGAAGUCAACCGCACACAGGAUCCUAACACCAUUUUCCGGGGAAACUCGCUGACUUCCAAGUGCAUCGAUGAGACCAUGAAGCUGGCAGGAAUGCACUAUCUGCAAGUCACACUCAAACCCAUCAUAGAUGAGAUCUGCACAGAACAUAAACCCUGUGAAAUCGACCCGGUCAAGCUCAAAGAGUCGGAGAACCUGGAGACGAACAGGGAAAACCUUCGUCAUUAUGUAGACCGUAUCUUCAAUGUUAUCACCACCUCUGGUGUUCGCUGUCCGACCGUCAUGUGCGAUAUCUUCUUCUCUUUGAGAGAGUCUGCUGCCACCCGUUUCCAAGUCGACCAAGAUGUCCGUUACACGGCAGUGAGCAGUUUUAUUUUCCUGCGUUUCUUCGCUCCAGCCAUCCUCUCCCCCAACUUGUUUCAUCUACGGCCGCACCAUCCAGAUCCCGCCACCUCUCGAACCCUCACCCUCAUCUCCAAGACGAUUCAGACCCUGGGAAGUCUCGCCAAGUCUAAAUCUGCCAAUUUCAAAGAGUCUUACAUGGCUGCAUUUUAUGACUACUUCAAUGAGCAGAAAUAUGCAGACGCUGUGAAGAAUUUCCUGGACCUGAUCUCCACCUCUGGCAAAUGGGAUCAGAAGAGUAUUGAAACACCAAUCAUGCUCAAAGAGGGAUUUAUGAUAAAGAGAGCACAAGGGAGAAACCGUUUUGGAAUGAAGAACUUCAAGAAGAGAUGGUUUCGCCUCACCAACCACGAGUUUACCUACCACAAAACCAAAGGUGAGGGAGCUCUGUGCAGCAUUCCCAUAGAGAACAUUCUGGCUGUAGAGAGGCUCGAGGAGGAGUCUUUCAAGAUGAAAAAUAUGUUCCAGGUUAUUCAGCCGGAGCGGGCACUCUACAUCCAGGCCAACAACUGUGUCGAGGCACGUGACUGGAUCGACAUCCUGACCAAAGUCAGCCAGUGCAACCGCAAACGUUUAAGCACCUACCAUCCUUCAGCCUACCUCAACGGCCACUGGCUCUGCUGCAAGCUCUCAGCAGACACAGCCCCUGGGUGUACGCCCUGCACUGGCGGCCUGCCAGCAAACAUCCAGCUGGACGUAGAUGGAGACAGAGAGACUGAGAGGAUUUAUUCCCUGUUCAGCACAUACAUGACCAAACUGGGCAAGAUGCAAGAGGCCUGUGGCAGUAAGUCUGUGUAUGACGGCCCCGAACAAGAGGAGUACUCCAGCUUUGUCAUCGAUGACCCCCAGGAGACUUACAAAACCUUGAAACUGAUUGUUUCAGCCGUGCAGACCUUGGAGCAGCAGCACACCAAGUACAAACGUGACAAGUUCAAGAAGACAAAGAUAGGCAGCCAGGAGCAUCCGAUCGGAGACAAGAGUUUUCAGUGCUACAUCCGCCAGCAGUCUGAGAGCUCCACCUACUCCAUCUAGCCAAGGCCCUGCGUACUGUUUCUAUGAUGCCCAGAACCAGCAUAUUUUUUUUUACUGCAAAGAAAUCCAUCUUAUCAGUGCUCUGAGUCUGGGGUUGAGUUUUAAAUCUUUACUUUUCCUUAAAACAAGAUAUUAAUCCAUGCUUGGAAAAUGUUCUUCAAAAAGGAAUAUUUGACUUUUUUAAAAUACAUUUCUGGAAGCAGGUGAUGCUGUUUUUCACCUGACUGGCUUAUUUGUUCAGUUUUAAGGAAAAUAAGAGUUUUAAAGGUCAAUACCAGACUGAAUGUAUGUGUGGAGAUGGCCAUUUUAUGCAGUGUGUCAAGGUGCAUCACUCCAAAUUUUGGAGAACAGACCUCAGACCUCAGCAAGAAUAAAAGAGGAACAAUUGUGGAGGAAAGGAAGGAUAUGAAUGAAGACAUAAUCGCACCAUGCAUCUAUUGGGGUCUCCUUUCUGUGAUGUGAUGAGAGAACAAACAAACGUUUUCACUGGACAGUUUUGACAGUGACCAACACGCACUUUAAUUGCCUCCAAAUCUAUGUAUGAACAAGCCUCGCAGCACACUUUCAGAAAAGCUUAUUUUAUCUGUUUGAUUUGUAUUUGGUUAUUUUAAUGGUUGUUGAAAUUAUCCGUUGUAUUUCAUUCGAGAAGGAAGGAAGGAAAGAAGGAAGGAGUGUAAUUUUCCCGUCUUUGGGUGGUGUUGUCCCCAUGUUCUUUUUUAGUUUUUAUCCCCCAACCUCCUCAGGAAGGCUGUGAAGGUCAAGGGCACACAUAAAGGGAUUGUCGGGACCAAGCACAGCCAAGAGCUUGACGUUAGCUAUCACAGACAAUUUUAUCCCUCAUUUUGAAUCCUUCCAUCAAUGUGCUAACAGAUGUAUAGGUUUAAGUUUUCAUGUUUCAUUUAAAGCCUUGUUCUGUUGCGGUUUGAUAUCGUGGCCCUGUGUAACCAGUAACUGGGUUAAAGGAAUCGCUUGUUUUUCUUUCUUUUUUUCUUCUUACACUGAGUCGGACAAACUUCAUGGAUGCCUUUUUUGUAUUUUUGUAUGCGGUUUGAAGGUAUAUUGAACAGUUUGCUUAAGUAAGACAAAAUACACUUAAUGGCAGAUUAGUUGAACAAAUAAAUUAGUUUAUGUCCAACUUCAAAACCAGUUUCUGUAGAUCAGUGCCAGAUUUCCCCGGAAGAACAAAUUUAUUCAGUAAAAUGUAUUGUGUAAUCACAAUGUAAUAUACGCAAUAUUCACUCAUUGGCCACUUUAUUAGGUAUACCAGUACAAUCUAUUGCACAUCUAUACAACAGCUCUGCCCUAAAUUCUAUAUUCACAAAGUUAUAAUAUAAUAUAAUAAGAAUUAAAAUAUUCUGUUUUUGGUGACAUUGUCGGAAACGUGUAAAUUCUAAUAUGUUUAUUAUUUAGGUCGUAAUUAAAGGUGCUGUUGUACUGAAAUAGCUCUGAAUAUAAAGCAGUCCAGUACAACACCACCGAUAACUAUGACAUCAAUGCUUUAAUUACCACCUCAAUGUCAGUGUCCCAAAGUACUGAACAUAAAGGCACCAUAAAAGAAGACUUUAUGACAGAACAGUUGUAUUGGAUUGCAUUAGAUUUUACAGGUGAACCUAAUAAAGCGGCCCCUGUUGGUCUGUAAUUCCUGGAAAUAUUUGUAUUAGUAAUUCCUAGAAAAGUAGCUUAAUUUAACUGUUGCAGGUUCCUAUGCAAUGUAUAUUGCCUCUUUUAACAGGUUGCUUGUGUUAGGCUAAGAUUGCCAUUCAACAUACCCUCAAACUGAAAGCAGCCAUAACAAAAGCAUAUGUUUGUUUCACUCUGUGCAAGUGGAAAAAGUAGUUAAAGCCAAACGAUCCCUUCAACUUUCACAAAGCAGAAACUAUGUGUUAGCACAGCUCAUUAACAAGGAUGGUUUUAGCUUAACUUCUAAUUAAUCAAUAUACUAACAUUUUAACCAGUCUCGUCUUCAAGUUAUGAUUGUGAAAUGGGUAGUGUGUUACUGGUUGUGUUGCCCUGUUGGCUGCCUAAUAAUGUAGAUCUCCUGUUUUUGUGAGUUCAGCUCUGUCUUACUUUGGCAAAGCUGCACCCCUGUAGUUUAAAACUUAUUUAUGUGCAUUCCUCUGAGAAACUGCCUGCUGUGAAUCUUACCCAUCAGCACCCCAGAAUCUGUUGAAGGUACAAGAUUGAGUGUUGUUAACCAGUUGUGUUGUUCCAUGCUUCCCAAAGGCAACCACUCAUUAGCGUUCAUAUUCAUCAGCACUCAUUAUCGCCAAACCAGUGUAUGUGAAGUAUAGUUGUAGUCACAGCGAUGGUAGCCUCCACAGUCGCUUCUGCGCAACCAGGUGACUAUAAACGAGAAUCUUUUGUAUUUUCCAAAACUGAGUACUUAGUUAUGUAGCCUCAUGGGUGUUCCCGUGAUCACAGGAUCCCAAACAGUGCCAGUCAUCACUUUUAUAAAAUUCUCUUUUUUGAAAAACAAACAAAAAAAAUCAUUGUUUGGAUAUGUUUUUUUUAUAUAUAUAUAUCUCAAAACCUAUACUGUUUUAAAAACAGACGAGCAAUUAUUCAGAUGACAUCUUUUUCUUUGUUGAAUAUGUUGAUCUGCGAACUGUAAGGAAGGUUCGCAACUGUUUGACUCUGUUUUCUAUCUUUGUCUUGUCAUACAGAAAUAUCGCUGUGUAUCUGAAUUGAAUGACUGAAGUGUGCGUGUUUCGUGCGUGUUUUUGAGUGUAGUAUGUGCAUGAGUGACUGACAUGACGGGUUGUAUUGCCAAUUGAAUUAACCCAGUGUUACAGGUCAAGAAAGGCAUAGUCCCACUUGUUAAAAAAAGAGAAAAUCACUGCCUGUAAUAUAAAGACUGUAGUAGGACUAUGGAAACACUGUUUUGCUCUACUCUGGCCUGAUCUAGUGUAUCUCCUCUUUCCUCUUCUAUAGAACCACUGUUCCGUUUCGAGGAACCUUUGCCAAUAUAUUCUUCCCAAACAUUUUAUGUAUAUAACAACACUGAUGAAACAUUAAGAGAACAGCAUUGCUUUAACCUCUGAACUUUGGUGAGUGUUUGUUUCCACCAGUUACUAACUCUCCUCAGGUUUAUGAAACUCAGCAGUUUUUUUGCCAAGACCGACUAGACUCGGACUGAAUUACGAACCACCAAACAUCUUUCUCUCUCAUCCCUAACUUGGUAAUCAUAUUUAUUGUCAUUUUCAGGAAAAACUUCCCAGAAACAUCAGCUGAGUUGGUGUGGUAAUGGCAGUUACAGUAAUGUCAACACCUCCACCCCGAAGUCCACAAAAGAAUGGCUUAUGCAAUACUGGUGUUUCAGCAUGCAAUAAUAUUAACAAUCCCUCAAUAAGAUCAUCAAAUUAUCACAAAUUAACUACGCACAUCUGCUGACCUUUUGCAGUAAAAUGCCUCUCAAGAUAAACACAUAUUAUAAAGGGAGAACAGUGUAUUUUUUACAAAUACUUUAAAGGUAUUAAAAGCCUGUUAUAUGUGUACAUAACAGUUGAAUGAAUGGUGAAAAUGUGAUGUGUUUUUUUCCCUGAAUAACUAAAUGAAACCAAUAUUAAUGCAAA
Morone saxatilis (striped sea-bass) is the source of this 6199-nucleotide messenger RNA. RefSeq names its product RAS p21 protein activator 3 (gene rasa3). Gene Ontology annotation, biological process: intracellular signal transduction; regulation of GTPase activity; negative regulation of Ras protein signal transduction. Gene Ontology annotation, molecular function: GTPase activator activity. The record is from RefSeq and is a predicted model, not a curated record. NCBI's taxonomy places the organism in Eukaryota, Metazoa, Chordata, Actinopteri, Moronidae.